Molecule: messenger RNA, 1288 nt
Organism: Microdochium trichocladiopsis
Lineage: Eukaryota; Fungi; Ascomycota; Sordariomycetes; Xylariales; Microdochiaceae
Product: neutral protease 2-like protein
Exons: 2
Coding region: 1-1044 (347 amino acids)
Biological process (GO): proteolysis
Molecular function (GO): metalloendopeptidase activity
Source: RefSeq, a predicted model, not a curated record
AUGAAGUUCCUGUCCUUUGUCGCCCUCGCCUCCAUGGCCAUGGCCGCUCCUGCCAACAAGAAGCGGGCCGACGCUCUUGACGUGCAGCUCGAGCAGAUCGGCAACACCGAGGUCCGCGCCGUCAUCAGCAACAACGGUGUGAACAACCUCAAGGUCCUCAAGACUGGUACCAUUCUUGACAGCAACCCUGUCGAGAAGGUCCAGGUCUUCCAGAACAGUACGUACGAGGAGGUCCCCUUUGAUGGUCUUCGUCUUCUCGUCUCGACCGAGAGCCUUGACGAGGAUGCCUUCCGCACCAUCGCCGCCGGCACCUCGAUCGAGGUGACGUUUGACAUUGCCGAGCUCCACGACCUCGCGGCCGGUGGCAGCUUUGACCUCGUCUCUGCUGGCGCCCUCCCGAUCGCCGAGGCUGACUCGACCACCAUCUCUGGUGUCGUGACCUUUGCCUCGAACCCUACCGUCGCCUCCGUCAAUGGUGCCGAGGCCGCUGCUGUCCGCCGCGCACUUGUGGACAAGCGCUUCGCCGUGCAGUCUGACUGCACCGGCACGCGCCUGACCACGGUGCAGAACGCGCAGUCCGUGUGCCGCACCCUGGCCACGGCAGCCCAGUCUGCGGCCAACUCGGACAAUGCGCGCAUGACCGAGUUCUUCAAGUCGUCGUCGUCGUCGACCAAGAGCACCGUCGCCACCGUCUUCUCGCGCAUCGCCAGCGCCUGCGGCUCCUCUUCGGGCCAGCGCCUGUACUGCUCCGACGUCUACGGAGCCUGCUCCAACGGCGUCAUUGCCUACACGCUGCCGAGCUCCAGCUACAUGGCGUACUGCCCGUACUUCUUCAACUCGAUGCCCCUGCGCGGCACGGGCUGCUACACCCAGGCCCAGGGCAACACCAUUGUGCACGAGGCCACCCACCUCACCCAGAUCAAGGGCACCUCUGACUACGGCGGCUACGGGUACAACUUUGUCCGCAGCCUCAGCGCCAGCCAGAACCUCAACCACGCCGACACCUACACCCUGUUCGCCCAGAGCAUCGCUGCUGGCUGCUAAGCGUCUCGCGCCGUUGGCGAGUGCUGGAAAUAUCUGGAAGGAAGGAUAAAACAAUUCUUGUAUCUAGUUAAACCUACUCACGCUGUCAAUACAUUCUCCCCAUCUCUUAAGCACUAGCGAGUUGAUUUGUACCGUCCGUUCGUCUGUGGGUUGUGACACUUGGAUCUGAGCACGAGAUGCACGGCUCCAAUGUUGUGAUUAAUUCCAAAUCCGAACACUAUUGACCCGUUCAUUUCGCAAGAAU